This is a messenger RNA of Hydatigera taeniaeformis, 448 nucleotides long. NCBI's taxonomy places the organism in Eukaryota, Metazoa, Platyhelminthes, Cestoda, Cyclophyllidea, Taeniidae. The record is from the annotation of a GenBank genome assembly.
GCUGUAUACAAGUUGGCGACGGUUGCAUGCAAAUGCCAUGGAAUGUCUGGAUCAUGCAGUUUACGCACAUGCUGGACCCAGUUAUCCCCCUUUCCCAGAGUUGGCCAGCGUUUGCAGGAACGAUAUGAAAGUGCAAUUAAGACGUGGCACGCAACUACGACGAGCAAAUCGACAUCUGCGUCAAAUCACGUCAGAUCAUUUGAUUUACCUAGAAGAGUCACCCAAUUUCUGCGCGGUGGAUUCCCUAACAGGAAAAACCUUAACCUCUGGACGUGAAUGCCUGCUUCAGGGACACGCAAAUGAGCGAUGCGCGGUGCUCUGCUGUGGUAGAGGUCACCAAACGUACACCCGCGAAGUACAAGAGCGCUGCUUUUGCCAGUUCCAUUGGUGCUGCUCCGUGGAAUGUCAGACUUGCAGUCGAAAGGAGGAGGUGCACAUCUGCAAUUAA